AUGGUAAUCACCGGACACGACGACGGUACAGGUUCAUCGGAGUACGAUUACAUUAGGAGACACCAUAAGCAUGAGGUUAGAGACAAUCAGUGCACUUCGUCUCUCGUUAAACACAUCAAAGCGCCUGUUCACCUUGUAUGGUCUUUGGUUCGGAGGUUUGACCAACCACAAAAGUACAAACCGUUUGUUAGUGGAUGCAAUGUGCAAGGUGAGCUUGAAAUUGGAAGUGUGAGAGAAGUGAAUGUCCGAUCUGGACUUCCUGCAACCACAAGUAUGGAAAGGUUGGAGCUUCUGAAUGAAGAAGAGCAUAUCUUGGGGAUGAGAAUAGUUGGUGGUGAUCAUAGGCUUCGGAACUACUCGUCAAUCAUUACACUUCAUCCGGAGAUUAUAGAGGGGAGGCCAGGGACAUUGGUGAUUGAGUCAUUUGUGGUUGACGUGCCAGAUGGCAACACCAAGGAUGAGACAUGUUACUUUGUGGAGGCUUUGAUCAAAUGCAACCUUAAGUCAUUGGCUGAUGUGUCAGAACGAUUGGCUGUGCAAGACCGAACAGAGUCCAUAGUUGGAGCAUGA
Molecule: messenger RNA, 570 nt
Organism: Lactuca saligna
Lineage: Eukaryota; Viridiplantae; Streptophyta; Magnoliopsida; Asterales; Asteraceae
Source: the annotation of a GenBank genome assembly